GCUGCGCGCCCGGAAAGGAACCCCAUCCAGCUCCGCGCCCCGCGCCCGCACCCCGGCCGGCUCUGUGCGCCCGUGCGCCUCGGACUCCGGCCGGACCUGCAGGGCAGGACUGGGCGCAUUGGCCGGCGGGGCCCCCCGGGUGGCGGAGAAGACUCUUCAAGAGUUAAUACAUUUGAUAAGAACAAUGGCUGUAAAAGUACUACUAGAACAAGAGAAAACUUUUUUCACUCUCGUAGUUUUACUGAGCUAUUUGUCAUGUAAAGUGAUUUGUGAAACAGGAGACUGUAGACAACAAGAAUUCAGGGAUCGGUCUGGAAAUUGUGUUCUCUGCAACCAAUGUGGGCCAGGCAUGGAGCUGUCUAAGGAAUGUGGCUUCGGCUAUGGGGAGGAUGCACAGUGCGUGACGUGCCGGCCGCACAGGUUCAAGGAGGACUGGGGCUUCCAGAAAUGCAAGCCGUGUCUGGACUGUGCGCUGGUGAACCGCUUUCAGAAGGCAAAUUGUUCAGCCACCAGCGAUGCCACCUGUGGGGACUGCUUGCCAGGAUUCUAUAGGAAGACAAAACUGGUUGGUUUUCAAGACAUGGAGUGUGUCCCCUGUGGAGAUCCUCCGCCUCCUUACGAGCCGCACUGUGCCAGCAAGGUCAACCUUGUGAAGAUUGCAUCCACGGCCUCCAGCCCACGGGACACAGCCCUGGCUGCCGUCAUCUGCAGCGCCCUGGCCACCGUCCUGCUGGCCCUGCUCAUUCUCUGCGUCAUCUACUGUAAGAGGCAGUUCAUGGAGAAAAAGCCCAGCUGGUCUCUGAGAUCACAGGACAUUCAGUACAACGGUUCUGAACUGUCAUGUUUCGACAGACCUCAGCUCAACGAAUAUGCCCACAGAGCCUGCUGCCAGUGCCGCCGCGACGCGGCCCAGACCUGCGGGCCCGUGCACUUGAUCCCGUCCGUGUGCUGCGACGAGGCCUGCGGCGCCGAGCGGGCGGCUCUUGGCUGCGGGAUGCUUUCUGCGGCCACACUGCAGGAGAGAAGCGCAGGCCCCGUCGGGGAGGCGAUGCCGGCUUUCUUCGGGUCCCUGUCCAGGUCCGUCUGUGGCGAGUUUUCGGAUGCCUGGCCUCUGAUGCAGAAUCCCAUUGGCGGCGACAACAUCUCUUUUUGUGACUCUUAUCCCGAACUCACCGGAGAAGACAUUAAUUCUCUCAAUCCAGAAAAUGAAAGCUCAACAUCUUUGGAUUCAAAUAGUAGUCAGGAUUUGGUUGGUGGGGCUGUUCCAAUUCAAGCUCAUUCUGAGAACUUUACAGAAACUACUGAUUUAUCUGGAUACGACACCACGCCGACAGAACCGGCACUGACUCGGGACGCGCUGACUAGCAGCCAGCCGGCUCCGGAGAGUGGCGCUGUCAUUAACCUACCCGUGCACACGUCUCUCCAGGAAGCUUAAAGAACUUGCCUCUCUCUGCAGUAGACGUGUGUGUCUGGAGCCCAAAGGACCCUCCUCCGUUAGGCUUAUGGACUAAGCAUAGUCUGCACCGAGCACAGCUUCUGGGGAAAAAAUAAAUCCGAACCAAACUGAUGGCAUUUUAAGCCUUUCAACCAGUCGCUUCUGUGCCAGGCCAGCUGUAAGCUGAAACCUCUGUGAAUAAUAAGAAGACUCCAGGCAGACUCAUGAUACUUUGUGUCUUUUCUAUACUAGAACCUUCUCUCUACAAUAGUGACUUCAAAGACUGAGGGGUUGAAUUUGCAGCCUACAAGAUUGCGGACCUAUAACAAGAAACAGAAAUGCAUUCGUUUCUUGUUUGCAUGGUGAAUGUGGUUUUGUGAGACUGAAGACCCAGAGUAUAAAUUUUCAUGUACAUUUUCCUUCCAGAAGAGUUUCAUACAGCCUAUGAAAUGUCAGAUUCAUGACUUUAGUUUUUAUGUGGAAUGGGUUUCAAAGUGAGUGUUUCUAUAUGAAAAGGUCACUUUUUCAUCAUCUAAACUGAUUAGCUUAGGUGGUUAGAAUUGACUUCAUAUUGCCUGCUUAAACCUUGGGUUUAUUAGCUGAAGUUAACUGACCUAAGUAGGAAUCAGAGGAGAACAAUUUCUUUCUAGAAGCACCUCUUCUACCCUCAGCCUCUGUCUCAUGAACAUCUGCCAGGGCCGGCAGCAAGACGGGCCCGGCUUAGGGAACGUUGUCGGGAAAAGGGAGGCUCGUCGCCCUGAGUUAAAAACCACUUAAUGCACAUAUCCUGGAGACUUGUAUGCAAAGGUUAGCAUAUUUAUGUGAAAACUAGUUAAUAUAGAAACAUUGUUACAACUGUCCCUGUACCUGAGCUUAGAAGAGCCAGAAUUUCUUUUAUAGAAAAGUGGGAUUCAUGGACAUAAUGAUCUUUUAUUUGCAUUGUAUCUUAUACUAAAGGCUUUAGAAAUCACAGCAUAUCAAGUCCCCUACUAAUGAAGUAGUCUUCAGUGAGAAUACUCUACAUAUCCGAACCAGGAGAAAACUUGCACAAUUUGGGGAGGGGGGUUAGGUGAACAGCCUGUAACUGCCAUGGUGUAGUUUGACCGUGACAUUUGUAUUGUUCCCUCCAAUCUUGUAAGAUUAGUUAGUACGUGAUCUCCUAUUUUUAGCCAAUAAUGUUGGAUUUAAGAGAACGGUGCUGCUUCUGUUAAGGUGCUCUGUCACCUACCACUUUGGUAAUUUACGAACUAAAAUUGUCUCUAGGGCUAAGAAAUUAACCCAGUUCAGUCAUGAAGCAGGGAACAGCUCGUUUGCUCUUAAUCUUCAUGCCCUGGAGAAGACUUAAUUGAGCAGGAUUUUUUUUUUCCUUGCUUGAACCUACAUGAUCAGAUAUGGCCCUUGUCUUUUAACUGCUUACUGUUAGCUCUGUCACCUUUAUAUUAAUACUGAAAAAAGAAAUAGACUUUUGAAUAUCGGUAUGUUAGAGUGCACUAAGAUACUUUGUUUUGGAAUUGCCUGGCCCAAAUUAAUGUCUUUUACCUAACAUUUAAACUGAAUACUGAAAUUAACCGCUAUUUCCUAGGACAUUUUUAUUUUCUCACUUAUUCCCCAUGGUUUUCUCUCUUUGCAAGACAUUAGAAUACCUGGAUGAGCCUCUUCCAUGUGGCCUUUUCUGUAUUCAUGGUUUUAAGUCCUGGUAUGUGGAAACUAGCUUGCCUGUGCCUGGCACUUCUCGUGACCUCAGUUCCCUUACCUGAAACAGGAAAUUAACAUGUCUCAUGGCAACCCACAAUCCUUCACGUCUACCUAGUGCCCAGUAAUCGAAUGACUUUUUCUUUUUUCUUUUCUUUUUUUUUUUUUUAGCAUAAACCAGUGGUUCCUAAGCUUUGGCAGUCACCAAGUCUUAUGAGAAUUGCCUUUAGGACACUAUGUAAAAUAUUUAGGAUUUGACCACAAGACAGCUAUGAAAAUACAAGUAGAGCUUCCUCGAGUGACUUCACUGUAAUUCACAUGUGUGCCAUUGUUUGCAAUCCGAUCACUUUUGUUAUGACAGAGGGAUGAUCAAAGUCGGCCAGGGUUGUGUUCCUUUGUGUAACGUGAAUAUACUUUCCAUAUGCAGAGCCCUGAUUCACUUCAAAGACAAACGCUUGCUGGAGAAAGCCAGAUUGAUGGGAAUGAGACUUUGGCCCCAAAUCCUGAAACAUCACUUUUGAUCAGUAGAGAAAUGCUUAGGGUUGAAAAUUGAUUUCAUUUGAUACUGCAUUCGAAAAAUCCUGGGUUACUUGUAUCAAGACUGAAGACAUUUUACCACCACCUACUCUAGAAACACACCACAGUGUUAUAUUUUACAUUCUUUGUAAAUAUUUGAGGCAAAAAAUUCAAUUUGCAUUUCACAUUGUUGGAAUAUCCAGCAACACUCAAUAAACUCAGCUGCCAGAGCGCUGACGUCAGGAAACCUGCCUGGGUAAUACGCACGGCCCAGUGGGCAUAAAAUAAUCACUGUGGCUUUUCACGCUGAAGAAUCUCCUUGACAAGAAUGAGACAAGGAUUUCGAGAGCAACCAAGUAAAGUCAUGGGUUUUCCAAUGUGUAUAUGGAAUAUAUUUUUCAAAUAUAGAUUUUUCUACCUUAGAGGAAGUGUUAAUUUUAUUAAAAAAAAAAGGAAAGGAAAAAUAUCCAUCGUUACUUUAAGAUAGCUUGAAUCAAUUUAGAUGUCAUCAUUACUAUUUUGCAUACUGGAAUUUAUAAAUUUGUAAAUUAUCAUUUUCUUACACAAAUAACUUUGUAAUGCCUUUUUUUAUUUGUGAAUAAAAUUGUUACCUGGUAUUCUUAUGUA
This is a messenger RNA of Lemur catta (Ring-tailed lemur), 4270 nucleotides long. It is a transcript of the gene TNFRSF19, whose product is annotated as TNF receptor superfamily member 19. Gene Ontology annotation, cellular component: plasma membrane. Gene Ontology annotation, molecular function: protein binding; signaling receptor activity. The transcript has 10 exons. NCBI's taxonomy places the organism in Eukaryota, Metazoa, Chordata, Mammalia, Primates, Lemuridae. The record is from RefSeq and is a predicted model, not a curated record. Gene Ontology annotation, biological process: positive regulation of canonical NF-kappaB signal transduction; positive regulation of JNK cascade. The coding region runs from base 185 to 1435 and encodes 416 amino acids.